Molecule: messenger RNA, 1344 nt
Organism: Uncinocarpus reesii 1704
Lineage: Eukaryota; Fungi; Ascomycota; Eurotiomycetes; Onygenales; Onygenaceae
Exons: 3
Coding region: 1-1344 (447 amino acids)
Cellular component (GO): nucleolus; chromatin
Molecular function (GO): peptidyl-prolyl cis-trans isomerase activity; macrolide binding
Source: RefSeq, a predicted model, not a curated record
AUGGCAGCUAUCGAUCCUGACGCCCUGCCAGAGUACGAGGACGAGGCGAGCUCCAAUAAGCCACCCCGCGCGACAUUGAGGAUCAUUCGAGCUCCUCCGGGUGUAGGCUUUGAUGAGGACGAUGAGGAUGACUCAGAUUAUGAUCUUGAGGAUGACGAUGAGUCUUCCGACGAUGAAGCAAAUGGUGGACCCAGUGAUCUCACCAAGGCUAAAUUGGCCAAGCAAGCUGCCAAACUCAAGGAAAUGGAAGAUGCGAUGGACGAGGACGACUCCGAUUCCGAUGGGGAUGAUGUUGAUCUCAAGGCCGCCAUCUCGAAGCUCAUCAAAGGAAAGGACAAGGUGACCGACGAUGACGGCAGCGAGAGCUCUGAAGGUCUCGAACUAGAUGAGGCGGUUGUCUGUACAUUGGAUCCUGAAAAGCAUUACCAACAACCGCUCGAUUUUGUCAUCACUGAAGAUGAGCGCGUUUUCUUCAAAGUGACCGGCACUCACGCCGUCUAUCUCACCGGAAACUUCGUUGUCCCUCUCGAUCAGGCCGAUGAGGACGAAAGCGACGAGGAAGACGAUGACUACGAUGACUACGACCUGUCGCCAGAUGAAGACGAGCUUGCUCUCAUGGGAGAAAUCGACGAAGAGAGCGACGAUCUCGACGAUAUGGCAAAUCCUCGAAUCAUGGAAAUCGACACCGAUGAUGACGAGAAGGUCUCUUCUAAGGCUCCUAAAAAGGAUGGCAAGGGCAAGAACAAGCGCCCUGCUGAGGACUCAGAAGAGAAUUUGGACGAUAUGAUGUCAAAGACCAUGAAGCCUGCCACAAACGGGGAACCCCCACUCAGCAAGAAACAACAAAAGAAGCUCAAGAAGAACAACGGUCAGGCUGUUGAGGCGCAGCAGCAAGCUCCCGCCGCUGCAAAGACGGACAAGAAGGUCCAAUUCGCCAAAAACCUUGAACAAGGGCCAAGUGGUUCAGCGCAGCAGAAAAAGGAAGCUCCCAAGCAGGAAGAGCCUAAAUCCACUGUCAAGGAAGUCCAGGGCGUGAAAAUCGAAGACAAGAAAACAGGCAAAGGCCCUGUAGCCAAGAAGGGCAACAGAGUGUCGAUGCGUUAUAUCGGCAAACUUGAGAAUGGCAAAGUGUUUGAUUCAAACAAAAAAGGGAAACCGUUCUCUUUCAAGAUCGGCGCCGGCGAAGUGAUCAAGGGAUGGGAUAUUGGCAUUCCCGGUAUGGCGGUUGGCUCCGAACGACGGAUUACAGUCCCAUCUCAUCUUGCAUAUGGCAAAUCCUCCUUGCCCGGAAUUCCUGCCAAUUCCAAGCUCAUUUUCGAUGUAAAACUUCUUGAAAUCAAAUAG